AUGUCAGCCGAUAAAUGUAUUAUAAUAAUAGCAGGAAUACCAGAAGAUGUAUAUUUUUGUCAUUUAUGUUACAUAAUAGAAUAUAAAAAGAUUUUUAAAAGUGCAGCUGAAUGGAAGCCAUGGCUACAAAAAAUUUGUUACCGUUGGAAUUGGUCACAUAAAAAGUCACCAUUGAUUUGGAGAAAAGUUGGUUUAUCUAAAAAUAAUGUUACUUACAUCGGAAGUAUUACUCAAUUUUGGGAAUUUUUACAAACGCAUUAUAAUAUUAGUACUUGUAUUAUGCAAGAUGAUCUUAAACGAUUACAAUUGGAUUAUUUACUUAUGUAUGAAGCAACAUUAAAAUUACCACCUGUGAAAACGUCACUUAUACAACAUCGUUGCAUUACAGUAAUAGGUGCUGGAAAAGCAUUAUGUUUAGACUUAAUCCCACAAUUAAUAACAACUAAAGAGUUAUGGUUAACGAAUGGUAUUAUUGUUAAUUUAUAUGAUGAACCUGGUUGUUAUUUUAAAAUCAAACAUAUUGUUAAGGAUAUGGAGGCCAUAGGAGGUGGUUUGUAUGCAACAAGAAUCAUAGAAAAUAUUUCAGAUGGAUUAUGUGAUUGUGAUAUAUUAAUUAACUUAGACGUUAUAUCGAAGGAAGAAAAUGAAAGUACUAAUUCUUGGUUACGAAGUAAUUAUGAUAGUAUGGCUAAAUUAGCAAGGCAGAUAAACCGAUAUGCACCUUCUGAAAUGAAAGUUCUUUUUUGUUCAACAAGUGCAAGUUGUUUUUGUGUAAAUGUGCUUCAUGCUUUAGUAACUAAAUUGCCAAAGACUAGUAUGGUAGCUGUUAGUACUCAUUAUGGGCUAGAAAUAAUGUAUAAUUUCAUAACAAAAUUUAAUUUGCCUGUAUACAAUUUUGGGUGUCCUCCUGUAUGGGGAUUUUUGGGAAUUAAUCGUUUUGUGGAUGUAUGUCAUAUGAUCCAGAAAUAUGAAGUAUACAAACCGAAUAAUAGAGCCAUGUUUGCAGAAGAAGGUACUACAUUACCAUUGGGAUUUAAAUAUCCAGAAUUGCGAUAUUUUUUUUAUUCAGCACACGAUAACAACCCUUAUAAUGGUUAUUUCGAACGUAAGGCGAUAACACAAUAUCAAGUUGGACGUAAUGAGAAUUUUCAAGUAUGCAAAGCUAUUUGCGAUCUCUUAAAAUUAUGGUAUAGCAGCGAAGAAAAUAUUGGAGAUGAAAUUAUUUCUUUAGGAAUAUCUUCUGAUGGAACAUUUGGAAUUCCCGAAGGAUUAGUAUUUUCACAGCCUGUAUAUUUAACAAAUUUAAAAGAUGGAUCACGCGUAUGGAUGCCAUUUAAUAAUUUUCCAUUACCUUGUAUACCAUUACACAUAUUUAACAAUUUGAUUUUAACUGCAGUCAUUUUGAAAGAACAAUUU
This is a messenger RNA of Polistes dominula (European paper wasp), 1416 nucleotides long. Its product is annotated as putative malate dehydrogenase 1B. NCBI's taxonomy places the organism in Eukaryota, Metazoa, Arthropoda, Insecta, Hymenoptera, Vespidae. The record is from RefSeq and is a predicted model, not a curated record. Gene Ontology annotation, biological process: malate metabolic process. Gene Ontology annotation, molecular function: oxidoreductase activity, acting on the CH-OH group of donors, NAD or NADP as acceptor; malate dehydrogenase activity.